Messenger RNA from Haliotis rubra (blacklip abalone), 8173 nucleotides. RefSeq names its product ras-related protein Rab-39B-like. NCBI's taxonomy places the organism in Eukaryota, Metazoa, Mollusca, Gastropoda, Lepetellida, Haliotidae. Gene Ontology annotation, cellular component: Golgi membrane. The transcript has 2 exons. The record is from RefSeq and is a predicted model, not a curated record. The coding region runs from base 116 to 760 and encodes 214 amino acids. Gene Ontology annotation, molecular function: GTP binding; GTPase activity.
ACUAGACAGGAAGUUGGUGAAUCUCAAAGGUUGGGAAACCCCUUUCAGAUUCGUGUUAAGAUUUUCAUACCCGUAAUGAACUAAGUGACAGUUGUGACAAAUUAUCUUAUAUAAUAUGGUUGAACCAAUCUUCCAGUAUCAGUUCAGACUGAUUUUGAUCGGAGACAGCACUGUAGGCAAGUCGUCUAUCCUGAGGUAUUUCACGGACGGAAAGUUUGAAGAGCAGUGCGAUCCCACGGUUGGGGUAGACUUCUAUGCUCGUCUUAUCGAGGUGAAACCUGGAAUUCGAGUGAAACUCCAACUAUGGGACACAGCUGGUCAAGAACGAUUUAGGUCCAUCACACGAUCCUACUACCGAAAUUCUGUGGGCGUGAUGAUCAUCUAUGAUAUAACAAAACGUAGCACGUUUGAGAACAUAAAGGACUGGUACGAGGAGUCUAAGAUGCACAUAGAGCCACAGAAGGCUGUAUACCUUGUGCUAGGACACAAGUCAGACAUGGAGGAACAGCGUCAGGUCACAGCAAGGGAAGGGAGACGUUUUGCUGAAAUUCACGGACAUAAGUUUUUGGAAACCUCAGCAAAAUCUGGCAAAAAUAUUGAAGAAUCCUUUGCAUUGCUUGCACGGGACAUAUAUCAGCAAUUGGAGGAUGGCCAUAUUAAACUGGAAGAUGGUUGGGAUGGGGUGAAGCCUGGAUUUUCUCGGCCGAAAGAUAAUCUGCAUCUUCUUGAAGGCGAUCCUGAGGGAGGUGGAUGUUGUUGAUGGAGUUAUCUCCCUUAAGUCUUUCCAUCAGUUUAUGUGCAAUGGCUUGUUUAGACUUGGACCCACUAUAGAUAUUGUAAUAGUACACUAUCAUCAGCUGAAGUGCUACAUAAUGCUAUCCAGUCAAUUGUACCUUGGUGUUUCAACUAUAGGUGUUGUUACUUAUAUAUGAUAUGUGACUCAUGUUUCUUAUAAAGGCACCAGAGGGAUUGAAGGAAUUUAAGAUAGUCUCCAUCGGUGUAUUUGAUGUACUUACUAUUGGAUCUGUAAUGACCUUAUACUGUAGAUCUGUAACUCUGUAUAACUAAUCCUGAUCAUCAUCAAAUUCUUGACAUGAGAUAAGGAUAUUUAUGUUAUGUAAGAAUGUUAAGGUUACUAAUUUAAGCCAAUUUGGUAUAUUGUAAUGAAGAAAAAAGUCUGUGCCACUGUCUUAGGGUUUCUAUAUUUGUGAGAGUUCUCAUCAUGAGAACCGCAAAAGUGUAAGUUUUGGGUUCUGUCUACUCUUAAUUCAUCAUUUUUAUUGUGAAAGGAUUAUUUUAUAUUUCAAGUAAUUUACUUAAGUAUGCAUUGUCUUCCAAUCUGUACAUCAUAGAUGUUAAGAUCUCGGUGAACACUGUAUCAGUAUCAGGUGGGGUAAUACAGCAGUGAUAAAGUAUUAUAGAGUUAUCUCCCCCUGUACACUUAACCAGGAAACCAAGGAUCAUCUUGCAUACACUAUUACAAGCUUUCAGUCAGAGCCUUGAGAAAAUUAACUUAAGACAUGAAAAGAGAAAAACAUGGACAAAUAUAAUGUAUUAUGAUACCUUGCACAUAUCCAUGACGAUUGUUUGGAUGAAUUGGAUUGACUUAUAUUCUCCCCACCAGUUUGUCAACAUUUAUUAUCUACAGGUGUUUCCUCUGUCUGGUUUUGUUCUAUGGAACCAAUAACUCAACUGGAGUUUUGAAUUCAGUAGUUGCAGUAGUAAAGACAGUGAUUUAAUUGUUGUGGAAUAUUGAAUGAUUUAUUUUUCUGAUGUAGUCAAAAGUAAUGACAUUUUUUGCUAAUUUGCUAUACAUACAGUUUUAACCCACCGUUUCAAUGGUUUGUGAAGACAGAUGAUACUGUGUAGGUUUUAGGCUAAUAGGUGCAAAUACCAAUAUUAUUUUCUUACAGCUGAAUAGACAUCUCAAAUUUUCAAAUGUUAUUGAUUUAUAUUUGUGUCCUAAUAGGUAUAUAUUUUGGUGUAAGUAUUUCCAAGUUUCUUACCAAAGAUCUUAUCUUUGUUUUUGAUGUAGCUAAUGACCAGAUUGUUAAUGUGUGUGUGUGUAGUAACAUGAUUAGUUGUAGACACCCAGUUGGUAAGCUACUGCUGACAUUAAAUACCAUAAUAUCUUCUUUGAAGAGAGACUACAUAAGCUUAAAUUUUUUUGUUGAUAAAAUGCUUAUUAUAUAGAACAACAAUAGAGUUUCAUUUGUUGAUGUUUGCUGCUUUACAUUGUAAGAGUCAUUGAAACUGGAAUUUUAUAACGUUGCUAAAAUUGUUUCUAAACUGCCUUUUUAGUUUCAACACACUUUCCUCUAUUUAACAAAUUACAGUUGGCACAUAUGUGGUCAAUUUUAUCACAUGGACUCCAUGUAUGUUAGCUGAAUGAAAUUUGAAUCAGGGUAGGAAUAUAUUCCUUAAAACCUAAUGCAACUGUAUUUGAUGAUCUACAAUGAAGACCAAUGUACUGUACUUGAAUCUUCCUAUCUGCAGCUGUUUUCGUCACAGCAAUGGCACCAUUUUGGAAUCUAGUAUGUUCUUCUGAUCCUUGUUGCUUCAGACUAUAUUUCUUCUUGUCAGCUGAGUUUGAUAGAAGCAUACAAGUGUCUUGAUAUAAUCCAUGAUAAAAUGGGCUCUCCAUGACUUCAGAUACUUGGCACGUCUUAUUCAUUAUGUUUAUCUCAUCUAACAAAGAUUAUUCAUUUACAUGUAUGAGAAAACCCCUUCAUGUUCAGCCUUCUCAGUCGACAAUAUAGAUUUGACUAAUUGGUCUAUGUAGUUGAUGAUGUAUAUAGAAUAUUUACACAAACACUUCAUAUUUCUUCUCAACCUUUUAUCAUGUUGGACUUCAUUAUUUUGUAUUGUAUUUGUGAAUGUGUGUUCUACAUUUUUCUCCAAAUGUCUAUUGCUGGUUGCAGAGUGCUGGAGCUCAGUCUAAACUGUAAAGAAACAAUUUGAUGCAGUGGGUGAUAGUGGCCAAGCUUUACAGUGUGUGCUGGAGGAUGAAUGGAUGAUGAAGAUGAUGAUGAUGAUGAUGAUGAUGAUGAUGAUAAAUAGCUUGUGAUAAUGGAGUGUGUGCAGUUAGUGUAGGGACUGUAUGUUGUCACUUGAUAAAUAUAUUGUCUGUUACCAUGGUACUGUGGUUCUGUAGUUCAUCUCACGCAUCUUAUAUUGAACUGACUUGAAAGAGUGAUUCCCAAACAAUUAAUGUCUUUUACUGUGUUUUGGUAUUUUCUUGGGUGCUGUGUGUAAAUUUAUAUCAUUUAAAAUCUAUAGUCCAUUUGCCUACAAAUGAGAAUAAUGAACUGAAAAUAACUCAAAAUCGGGAAUAGUCAAUUAAAUUUUAAUGUGGUGUAUGGCAAUGAAUAUGAAUAUGAAUAUGAACAAUAUCGGCUCUUUGUUAUUUUUUUUUCAUCACUGGAAAAGGUUGUUGAAGAGGUUAUCAUGUUGUUUUGUGUAUAGGUUGACACCUUAAUCUUAUAAUGCACAAUGGUAGGAGGAAUAGUGCAAACAUGCACUUGCACAGCAAUAUAUACUAGACUAUUUCCGAUUUUGAGCUACUUUGCAAUUCAUCUUUCCUUUUGGAGAUAAACAGACUAUAAAUAGGGAAAGUACAUGGAAAGUACCUGAAAAGUAGAGAAAUAGGUCCCCCAAAGUAAUUCUGUCACUGGUCAUAAUGGUCCCAGAAACACAGUCGUCUAUAUAUGAUAAGUGAUGUGAACACACAAAUCUUUUGCCAUCUGCAAUCUGAAGGCAAUGAAGGCGCAAAAGGGUAGUCCAGAAAUGUUACAAAGAAGUUAUCCUUAAGAACGUUUUAUUCCUUUAUGUUCUACAACCUCUAAAUGGCAAUCAAACAUUUAGCUAGCUCAUAGUUUUCCACUGAAGGCUUGUAGGUCAGCUACAGACCCACAAUAUUACAUGUAUGUUGUCUGAAACCAGAUCCGUAUACAGUUCUGGCUUUAAUGAGUAGUUUUCAUUAUAUAUGGAGCAUUUGGCAGAAAGGGAUUUGUUUUCUCUCUUGACAUUUUUCAUUGUUUACACACUGCUAUAAGCUGUUUUAGCAAGAGGGAACUGACAAUACCACUUUAGUUAUGAUGGUUCUUAGAUCAGGCCAACAAGUCAUAAUUUACGUUUGGGGCUUUUUCAUUAUAUAAAUGAAAUGGAUUAUCCAUGUAAACAAAGGCAAAUACUACAGAAAAGUUUCUAGAACAAUGGAAGGACAAUCACAAUGUGUGACAAUGUAAUAUGCAAAUUUUGUGCAUGUUUUAAGCAUGAGAGUACCUGGUAAAUGUCUGUAUUCCAUGUAGAAAGUACUGUGUGAGUGUUUGCAAUCUUCACAAACAUAUAAGUUUUAUGCUUCAAGCCUGCCAUGUUAAAAUAGCUUCAAAUAUUCAACAUGUGAGGUAGCCUCUUGAAAUCUUGCAACUACGUGCAUGAGUAGCCUUCUGUUAGGUGUUGUAACUGUUACAGUUGACUGUUCUCUGUUGUUGACUGAUAGCCUAUGACACAAUACCCUAAAACUCUAGUGUGUGUUGAUGAUAUAUCUGUGUGCGAGGUGUAGUGGGGCCUAUAAAUGGCAAACCAACAAAUGAGCAAAAAUAGUAAAAAAAUGGUAAAGAGGGAUGGAAUUCAGCCCCUUGUCAAUGGUUUACACUAUCACUGCACAUAUGUAACCAAAUAUUUCACAUGCCAAAAUGAGUGUGUGUGUAUUAUGAUGCUUGUUGUGGUAUGUGAAGGCUGAGUGUUGGUAGGAACAUAAUUUGAAAUUGUAUGUCUAUUCAACAUUUUGUAUGAUUUGACAGAUUUGUAUGUUUACUGUACCAUAAUUAGGUGUACAUGAUAGAAGAAGUGUGAUGCUGUAUUAUGGUGUGAUAUGGCUCAUGGUAUUCAAGUAUUAUACAGUGUCCACUAAACAAUGUGAUCAGUCUGCAUGGACACUUUGAUAAAGAAUACAUGUAAAUUUGAUUUCCUGCUUCAUUGCCAGGAUAUGAUGUCUUGCUUAUUUGAUCACCCUAUGAUUAAUAAGGUUUAAAUCAAAUUUCCUUUCAAAUUCAUAAAUCCAAAGUUUGCUUCUUGAUAAAGGAUUCUGUGCUGGUACUGUAUUAUGCUACUGUAUAAUUAAAGUGGACAGUGAUUGAUUGGUUUACUUGCAGAUACAGGUAAGAUAAUUUGUCAAUAGUAACACUUAGUGGAUCCAACACUUAGAAAAUAUUUUAUUAUAUCACCUGUUGUAGAAGCUAACCUAUUACUCCCUUGGGAAUAAUUAUACAAAUGGCAGGCAUAGGUACUGAAAAUUGACCCACGUGUUACGCUAUGGAAGGCAUCCUGUACAUGGAAUAAAUCCAGUAUAUUGACAGUACUCUAUAUACACUGUGAUCUUACUGGUAUUAUUAUGUUAACAAUCAUUUAUGACAUUAAUGAAUCAGGGUCAAUAAGAUGCAUAUCAGUCUUGACUGAUAACCUAGGGAUAUCAUUUGAACUUAGUUCAGCAUAUCAUGUACAUCAUUCAUUUUGUUGCUAAGCAAAUAUAAAUACCUGUGGGUACACCAAAGUGACAAAUAUGUUGCCACAUCCUUAAGAAACCUCUGCCAAGAGCAGAAUCAGUUGCAUCAAUAUAUCAUGAGUAGGUGUAGGCAUCAUGAGGAUGAUAACAGGUUUUCGUGAAAAUUUGAGAAUAUCCUGCCCUAUCACAAACACAUGCAAAGGAUAGUCAAUUAUUCAUCUAAAAAAGACAGGAAUGUAUGGUACAAUUCAAAAAGGGUGUUGAAUAAGACAUUUUGGACAUAUUUCACACUUCCCAUGUCAAACCUACCUGUGAAAAUAUUCAAAUUUAUGUUUAUGAUAACUGUAAAGAACUUUUUUUUUCCCUGGUUAUUGAAUUAAAAAAUAGCAUGAAAAAAUUCAUUAUUAAAAGAUAUAUAUAUAUUAUGUCUGUAUCAAAUUACAGAAUUAAGUACAUGAACGAUACCAAUAUUGAUUCAUUCUGUAUAUAUUAUUUUCAGAUGUUGAUAUGUUGUCGCUUUUGUUGUAGAAAUUCUUUAAAACUGAAGCAGAAUUCCAUGGCUUUGGCAUAUUAUUCAUGUGUUCAGUGACAGCUUAUCUCUGGGCUUGUCUAUUAAGUAUACAUGUAUAUAUUGUAAAGGUGGACACUUAUUUCAAAUUGGUUAUGAAUAGUAGCUGUUGUUUCAAAGAUUGUAUUAUUUUGUUAAGGCCAAUAAAAUUCAUAUCUUCAAAUAAGUACUGGGAUGUAUUUAGACCAGAGUUCUGGUGAUGGUGAAUAUUUCUGUUUUUAUUACAUAUGUAUGCACAUGUAUGGCUGAUUAACACAUUUUAGAGGAUGUUGAUGAUGUUGAGUUUUAAUGUUUCAAUUUUAUUUAACAACACCACAAUAUUGAACAAGCUGACAUAUCAGAGGCAAGAGGACAAUAGGUGUUGCUUCCUUUCUUUUGAAGAAUAUUGAUUUGUGUUUGUUAAGGACCUUAAUACAUCAGAUGAACUCAUCAGUGAAGAAGACUUGUGGUACAGCUGGGAACUAUUCAUUGAAUGAUAAUCAAUUCUUGCAGUACAAUGGUAUUAUUGCUAAUUUUGAUGAUAUACUAUUUUUGUUUUGAAUAAACUUUGCCAUUUUAGAAGGUGGUCAAAUGUAACACGUUAUAUUUGGGAUUACACUUUCUCAGUAAAGUACAGAUUCUAGAACUUUGUUGGGUCGAGUCCCAUCCGAAAUACAAACCCUCACUGUCAGUCAGGAUGUGAGUUUGAAUCCUGAAUGAGAUUUUACCCAACAAAAGUACUAGAAUCUGUACUUUACUGAGAAAGUGUAAUCCCAAAUAUAACAUGUUAUAUUUUUGGUUUUGUUUUACAUUUUGGUUUUGAACUUGUUCUAAUUCAAUAUUCUGCCGAUUCAGAAACAAAAUCAAUAUGGCAGAACUAGGGUCAAGUGACAGUCUUUGCAAAAUUGUCUCCAGUCAUUCUAAACACUUUGCUUGCAAACAUAUGAUGGAUAUCAACCAGUAGUUUAUGGUAUCCCCACUGACAACAUCUCUGUUUCACACACAUCACUAGAACACCAUUUUUUAAUGAACCUUAACUUCAUGACAUGCAUCUAUCUGGAUGUUAAUUACACAAAUUACACAGAGACAGUGUUUUAACUUUCAUGCACUAUGCUAAUUAUGUCAUCUGUAUCUAGACUGUAGGGCACAUCAUCUGUAUCUAGACUGUAGGGCACAUCAUCUGUAUCUAGACUGUAGGGCACAUCAUCUGUAUCUAGACUGUAGGGCACAUGACUGUGAGGCACAAUUCCCACUUUUUACAUAUAGUGUAUUGUAACUAGGUUUAUUUUGCUACCCUACCAGAUAAAAUGUGUAAGAAUAUUAUUUGUGUCAUUAUGUUGUAAUUUGUGCAACUUUUUGAACAUUAAUGAAAAUCUAUUACUGACCCAUGAUGCGGUAAGCUUCAAAUGACAGUUUAAGAGACACAUUUACCAACUUCACUUCCCUAGUGUCCUCGUGAAAUUAUAAUGUUGAUUUUACACAUUUUAUUAUAAUCCUUCCAAACAGGAAUUAUCCAGAUUCUGUUUAGAAUAGAAAUAGCAAGGAUACAAAACAUGUCAAAGAUGGGACACAUGACUGGACACAUUGAUGUUUUGCAUUCAGUUGAGUGUGCUCGGCACAUAGUCAGCCUCUAUAAACCUACAAUAUUUUGUUAUUCUGAUUUCAGAGGAUAUUCAUUAUUCUUUCAUAAUAAUUACAACUCAUUAUCCCAGUGACAUAACAGUGCAGUAUCUAUGCUGUGAUAUUCUAACUGCUUUUUAAAAUCGUUUCUGUGUGGUUAUUUCCUAAAUUUAUUGGUUUACAACUGUAAAGAGUUCACAUUCUACCAAACACACAGCUCUAUAUAUCACACAUGUAUCAAUACACAUAGCUCUCUGUAUUACAUGUACAUGUAUAUCAAUACCCACAUGUCUAUAUGUCACAUGUAUAUCUGGUACUGUUGUUUGUUGGCCAGUAUCUUUCAGUUGCUACUUGCCAUAUGCAUACAUGUGUGUUAAUAUGUUGUAAGUGCAAUAUCAUUAUUGUUUUAAUGCAGCCAGUGGUUUUUGGUUGCCUCUUGCAGUUGUGAACACUGGUAUGCACUAAAGUGUUGAUAAUAAUAAAGACAUUCAUGCAGUCUA